AUGCUUUUUCAUUGUAUAAGUAACAGUGUUGUUCCUAGCUGCAAAACCAACUCAACAGAUAACACCAACAAUAUGCCUAUGUGUUGUGCCUGGGUUACUAGACCUGGAAGUUGGCCCUUGCCCGAUGAUCAGCUGAAGGGUCUUCUUAAGAGAUAUGACAUAAACAAAGAUGGCAAACUGAGUAGGAAAGAGCUGAAGGAAGCUUUCCGAAGCCUCGGCUUGAAAUUCAGUGGGUGGAGAGCUCGACGUGCCCUUCACCAUGCAGAUGCCAAUGGAGACGGACUCAUCAGCGAAGAAGAGAUGAAUGAGCUUGUCAAAAGAGUUGAGACAUAUAUCUUGCCGAGGCUUCUCUCGGCUGCUCUAAUGACCAGGAAAGGGGAUAUGAAGAGACAGAGCAUGUCAGAUGGGUUAAGCUGCUUUAAAUCAAGCCGAAUAAAUCUUGUUGAUCUUGCUGGGUCAGAAAGACAGAAGCUGACCGGUGCAGCUGGAGAACGAUUGAAGGAAGCAGGGAACAUAAAUCGAUCACUUUCACAGCUCGGCUAUGGUUAUGCAAUCCGUUGUCAUAUUGUAGUUCAUUUUGAUGUUGUUUUGCAGUAG
This is a messenger RNA of Ilex paraguariensis (yerba mate), 597 nucleotides long. NCBI's taxonomy places the organism in Eukaryota, Viridiplantae, Streptophyta, Magnoliopsida, Aquifoliales, Aquifoliaceae. The record is from the annotation of a GenBank genome assembly.